Molecule: messenger RNA, 1750 nt
Organism: Pleuronectes platessa (European plaice)
Lineage: Eukaryota; Metazoa; Chordata; Actinopteri; Pleuronectiformes; Pleuronectidae
Product: tumor necrosis factor receptor superfamily member 14
Exons: 7
Coding region: 106-747 (213 amino acids)
Biological process (GO): positive regulation of cytokine production involved in immune response; positive regulation of peptidyl-tyrosine phosphorylation; positive regulation of T cell migration
Cellular component (GO): external side of plasma membrane
Molecular function (GO): protein binding
Source: RefSeq, a predicted model, not a curated record
GAAGAAGAAGAAGAAGAAGAAGAAGAAGAAGAAGUAGUAUCUGUUUGGAAUAAUGGUUUAAAACCAGUGAAUAACUGUCCAACGUCACCGCAGUAUGCGAAACUGAUGCGAACGCAUCUCGAGGAUAUGGUGUGGGCGUCACUUGUGUUCGUGCUCGUCGCUGUGUUCUCGGGCCCAGGCUCCUGUUGUGAUACACAGGAGUAUCGAACCCAGGCUGGAGAGUGCUGCCCAAUGUGCCACGAAGGCACCUUCGUUCAGAGUGACUGCACACCGAUGUCAGGCACACGCUGCAGACCCUGUGACAAUGGGUCUUAUAUGAGUCAACCCAAUGGUCUCAAGAAGUGUUUUUCCUGCUCUUCCUGUGUAGCAGAUAAUGGUCUCUUUGUCUGGCAGAGGUGUACAAACAAAACUGACACAGUUUGUGAUGUGUUAAAUGGAUUCUUCUGCAAAAGUCUGGCUGAAGAUACAGGAUGCAGUUUGGCAGAGAAGCACACACGCUGUACUGCUGGUCAGAGAAUAAAAGAACCUGGAACCGACAAAACUGAUACAGUGUGUGAAGACUGUCUAAUGGGAUUUUUUUCACAUGAUGGUGUGAAGUGUACACCUUGGACAAUUUGUUCAGAAACCCAAGUUCAGGUCGAAGAUGGCAGUCCACGUGCUGAUGUCAGUUGCUCAAGUGCAUCAACAAAUACUUCUGAGAAUUUUGUUUUUUUUGUUUGGCUUUGUUACAUUUGUUUUUGCGUGUGACCACAAUAAACCCUUUUUUCUUCCCUAAUAACAUCAACUUACUGUCAUUUACUCUUCAUAAUGGCCCGAUCAAAUAUUCAAUAAUUAAAUGGACUAGUGGCAGAAAGUUGGACUAUGGGCAGAGAAUCCAACGGUGGUCUCUGGUUCGACUCCACGGAGUGACAACACAAAAAACAUACCUGGACGGACAACACCUGGAUCUGUUCCCCUGUGCCUACCCCAGCCCACUGAUGAAGUGCUCUUGAGCAAGGCACCUUAUUCCCCGGGCGCUGUGCAUGGCUGCCCACUGCUCUGUGUGUCCUCCUAUGUACACCAGAUGGGACAAAAGCAGAGAACAAAUUUUCCCCCAUUUGCAAGUCGUAUGUGUGUGGGACCAAUAAAUGUAUCUUAUCUUAACACAUUCCACUAACUAUUAUAUUUUCCCACUAUUUGUGAAUCUUUUUGUAUCCCUUACACCAGCUGAUGAUUAUGAGUUAUGCUACCUGCCAUCUGAUAAGAAAUAAGCUGAGUAAUUGCAUUUUUUAUUUUAAAGAUGUAUUUUAGUCAUCAGUACCUAUUGAUGGUUUUGAGAGUAAACAAACUUAAAAAAAAAAGUGGUAAAUUUAUCAGAAAUAGGACACUUGAUAUUAAUAGACAAAUUCAGUGCAGCAACUGGAAUAGGCUUUUAAUUAAUUAGGGGCCCUUAUGGAUUCGGAAAUCUUUGAUCGCUCUUCUGAAAAGUCUUAGUUUAAUACACUUAAAAAGAAACAUGCCUAAAUCCAGUAAAGAAUAGAAUCAUACAUAUCCAAAUUCAAAAUUAAGAUUUUAAAACAGAUGCAUAUUAACUGGAAUCUUUCAAACAUUGAAUUAACAUGCUCUGGAUGUGUGAUCCCUUUGAUCACUACUGUUGUACAGUAAAUAAUGAUGUCAGCAAUGAAACUAAGCAAUUGUGAUUCCUUUAAAGUAUCCAGCUUUUAUUUGUUAUAAAGGUGAAAAAAACAAUAAAAUAUUGCCUUCACCCUGA